AUGGCGGACGAGCAAUUUCCAUGGCUCGACUGGCCUCCCGGCUUUACGCCGUCGAACCUCCAGAACCUCCCCCAACACGCGCCGCGCGCUGAGGAUAGUUCGGAUUCUCACUGGAGAAGCCCGUUCUACAACUCGGCGACGACUUACACGGGCCAUACUCCACAAGUGAACAAUAGCAGCAAUCAAUCUCAGUUUUAUCCGACGUACCAACAGCAGGAGGAGUCCUUUGUGCGUCUAGAGGACGUCGUGCCGUACCCUUCAUACCGGUGGGGGCCCCCUCCGACGCGGGAAUACUCAAGACCAACUUCCUCCCCGGAAAGCACCUCAGGAUUGCCCGCUGUUUCCCUCACUCAACAGUCCCCAACACGUUCGACCAGCCGUCAACUUCCAACACCAGUGUCACAAAGUCAGCAACAUGUGGUCUCGUCGGGGGAGUCGCAUGCUGCCGACAACAUGUACUCUGGCCAUGACGCCAAAAGACGUCGACUAGACCCGCCUCUUGCUUCGCAAGCUCCUUCACUUCAGAACACUCAAACCAACUCGAGCCUUGCCUAUCCUUCCUCGAAUGCUCCAUCUCGGACAAGCGACUCGCGAGUCUCGCAGCCUACAACGCAGUCGUCACAGCCUACCGCACGCCGAAUCUCGCAGCCAAUGGCACGGCCGGGCUCCCAAUAUAUUUCUCCAGCGCAGGCGCGAGCAACACCGCAGGGGCAGCAGGGGCAGCAGUCGCCGCAGUUGUCGCAUGCAUCGCAAGCGCCGCAACGUACUUCGUCCCCAGCGACAUCGCAAACCCAAGCACCACGCGCUACGCAGUACGCUCAACGCACACAGCCAAAGGCCCCAUCACGAGCUCCGUCCAGCGCCAGUCCGCAAACGACGGCACAGAACCUCCCAGGGCGACAACAGCCGUAUGCAUCACCAAACGCUACAGCCCCAAGUCUCCCACAAUUCGUUCAGCCCUCCGCCACACAGAUCAGAACGCAGCAGCCCGUGCAGCGCCUCGACAGCACCCAAUCGCGGAAACCGUCUCCGCAGAAUAGACUGCCCGCUCAAAACGCUCCGAAAGUGACCGUACAGUCCACUACACAACAAGCACCACAGCAUACUCCGGGCGCUGGCUCGCAACCCGCUCCGCGCCCUGUCUCGCGGCCCACCACGCAAGCUAGCUCGCAGCCUCCCCCCACACAACCUGUUCCACGGCCAGCCGCACAUUCCGCUACACCACCUUUACCACACCAUGUACAACAGACUCUACCACAACAGCAAAGGCCCCCACCGACGCAAACAGCUCCUCCGAAGGCCGGCGCGUUUCGGCCUCCACAAACCACACCCCAGAUGGCACAAGCACCCCAUACUCACCCCCCUUCUGGUCCGUACGGAAACUUGACAGCCUUUUCCUACCAACCACAGAAUCCUGCAGAUAGAUCACAUCUGAAACGACGUUUGGACAUAGUGAGCCGGCUCAAUGAGAAAGAUGCGGCACAGAAGAUCACGUACGACCCCAAGACUAUCGCUAGGGAUAUCUUGAUCGCAGCCGGCCGUCACCCAACAGAGCCCAGUCUGAAUCAUCAUCUUUUAUGCCUCCGCAAUGCAUUUUAUGCUGUGGAUAUGAACUCGGAUCUCGCAACUUUCAAAUGGGAUCUUGUGGACCCUGGACAACCGUCACGUGAUAUGGCGCCUCAGGCUCCAAGUCAGGGGUCCGUCAGGCAAACAAGUCAAACAGCUCCACAACCUGCCCUGCAAGUCGCGCCGCCGCCUUCGUUCUCGCAGUUCUCCGUCAACUUGAACAACACAAGACCCCCACAGCAGCAGCAGCACCCCAAUCCGCAGCAAACCUCCAGGCAGCAACCGCCACAGCCAAAGCCUCAGCCGAUUCCAAAGCCACCACAAGUUCAGCUUCAGGCUCCACCGCCUCAGCUAGCGCCGGCCGCUCCACCCGAGCCCCAGGCAAAGGCUUCUGCUCCGAGCACACCAAACUCAGGCAUGGAGAAACGCAGACGUGGUCGGCCGCCUGGAAGUACGAACAAGCCAAAAGUUGCUGUUCCACCCCCGGCGGCGGCUCCAGCUGCUUCCUAUCCCGUCUUCGCGUGUCAUUGGGGCAAUUGUCAAUUGGAGCUGCAUAACCUCGACCUUCUCAAGAAGCAUCUUUUCAAAAAACAUGUCUCUUUUUCUAUGGUCUGUGGAUGGAAAGGCUGCACGGUUACGGGGGCCAUGCCUGCCGCGGAGCUCAUGAAGCACGUUAAGCAAGCUCAUCUUGACGCUCUUGCUUGGAAGCUGGGUGACGGACCAGUAGUGCCUACAAGUGUCGAUCGGGAAUCAAAGACAGUUCCGUUCACAAUUCCGGAAUCUAAUCACCCAGGAAACGAAGAUUCGCUCAUCUUUCCAGCCAGCUACUCGUCUAUUCGCGCGUUCAAUCGAGUGCAUGGGAAAAAUACACAGCAAGAGAAGGCUCGGGAGAUUAUGAAGGCAGUAGAACGGCUCAAGGAACACAUUGGUGUGGGAUUGGACCCUGGUGGAUGCGAGUUAGCCAUUCCUGUACGCAACCAAAGGGUGAGCAACGAUGAGGACGUCUACGAGGUGCGGUCUGAAUAG
This is a messenger RNA of Aspergillus calidoustus, 2592 nucleotides long. Lineage: Eukaryota; Fungi; Ascomycota; Eurotiomycetes; Eurotiales; Aspergillaceae. The record is from the annotation of a GenBank genome assembly.